Molecule: messenger RNA, 1605 nt
Organism: Papaver somniferum (opium poppy)
Lineage: Eukaryota; Viridiplantae; Streptophyta; Magnoliopsida; Ranunculales; Papaveraceae
Exons: 3
Coding region: 1-1605 (534 amino acids)
Source: RefSeq, a predicted model, not a curated record
AUGUCAGCAAUUAUCCUUCUACACCAGAAUACUAGGUAUAACCUAGAAGUUAUUGAUCCCCAGAAAAAGGAGGAAUCAGUUAAAGACCAGGUGGUUUACAUGGAUUCUUGUCCGAAAACCACUUGUUGUGAUGAUUCUCUUUCGAAAAAAUUAGGUUUACAUCAAAACAAUGUUGAAUCAAAAAUUCCUUCAGUAGAAUUACCUGAUGAUCUAUUUGAGGAGGGUUUAAAUCCUUGGAAAUUUUCUCUCAUUGGUAGAUUAUAUUUACAGAAGAUUAAAUUUGUGGAUGCUGCUAUUAUUUUACGUCAACAAUGGAAAUUAGUAAGAAAAUGUAAACUAAUUCCUCUAGGAAGGGGUUUCUUUACUAUUAAACUGGAUAAUGAAGUUGAUAGAAUGACCAUCAAAGCUGGCUUGUGGGAAGUUAAUAAUCAAGUAUUACAGGUUAGAAAUUGGGUUUCAAAUUUCAGACCAUCAUCAAAACGUACAUCUAAAGCUCAAGUUUGGGUUCGUUUACCUGGUUUAGGGUUGGAAUUCUGGAAGGAGGAAUUUCUCUUCAAAAUAUGUAAGGAAAUUGGAACUCUUAUUAAGAUUGAUACUGCAACUGCAAAUUGUGAGGUUGGUUAUGAUGCUAAUGUUCUAGUUCAGGUUGAUUUUUCUCAGUCUAUUCUUAACAAAAUUUGGAUUGGUACAAAGUUUGAAGGUUUUUUUCUUCAGGAUAUCACAAUUCCUGUAUGUCCUAAAUUCUGUCAUAAUUGCAAAAUUAUUGGUCAUUUAACUACAGAAUGUAGAGUUAAGCAGAAUAAAACUAAAGCAGAUAAUGCAGGUGGAGAUAAUGGUCAAAAGAAAUUUACCACACCAGCAAAGCAUCAACAAAUUCCAUUUGAUAUUUGUAAUAUAUCAGAAAUUGCAGGUGAAGAUUCUGUAGUAAAUAUAAUUACUGAAACACAAGUUAUCAAGUUAACUAUAGGAAAUAAUAUGUUGCACAAAGGAAAAUUCAGUCCUCUUGAAUGUGAAGAAGGUAAAAUAGAAGAAGAAGUUGUCAUUAAAGAAGUUCCAAAUGUUUCAACACCAAAGAAAGUUAACAAUUUAGAAAAUUCUACUAUCAAGUAUGUAGAUGGAAAAACUGGUCAAGUAUCCAAUGAAGCUGUUAAAGUGACCUCUUGGUCUAAAAUAGUUGAAAAGGAAAUGGUUUCUAAUAUUGCAUCCUCAUCAAAUGCUACAAGUCCAAUUGAUCCGGUAAAGAGUAUGGUGAUUCACAAUUCUACAUCAAAUAAUAAAGGUAACAUAUGGUUAUUUUGGAAUAAAAAUAUUUCAACUCCUCAAGUAAUUUCUGUUUAUAGUCAAAUGAUUACAGUGAGUAUUGAAGAUGUUCUUGUUUCUGGAGUUCAUGCUCAUGUCAAGAAAGUUCAAAGAAGGUUUUUAUGGUCAGAGAUGGAAAUCAUCAGUGAGUUAAACAAACCUUGGAUCGCCUUGGGUGAUUUUAAUGCAGUUAUUUCAAAAGAUGAAAAAAUGGGUGGUAAAUCUCCUAACAGGGCUUCAAUGUUAGAAUUCGCGACUUGUUUAGAUAAUUGUGAUCUUAUUCAAGCACCUAAAACAGGGUUAUAG